Penicillium atrosanguineum is the source of this 1923-nucleotide messenger RNA. Its product is annotated as lysophospholipase family protein. Gene Ontology annotation, cellular component: intracellular membrane-bounded organelle; cytosol. The transcript is spliced from 2 exons. The record is from RefSeq and is a predicted model, not a curated record. NCBI's taxonomy places the organism in Eukaryota, Fungi, Ascomycota, Eurotiomycetes, Eurotiales, Aspergillaceae. Gene Ontology annotation, biological process: glycerophospholipid catabolic process. Gene Ontology annotation, molecular function: A2-type glycerophospholipase activity. Bases 1 to 1923 code for a protein of 640 amino acids.
AUGAAACUAUCUGCGCUGGUCGGCUCGAUUGCCGUGGGCUUCGUGCCCGGCGCCAUUGCUGCUCCUCCCAAUGGCUUUGAUACAAAAGAUCUCUCUCUGGAAGUCGCUCGCCGUGCACUUCCGAAUGCUCCGAAUGGAUAUACCCCGACUAACGUGAGCUGUCCGGCUUCGCGGCCGUCGGUGCGUAGCGCCGCCAAGCUUUCGACCAAUGAGACCUCCUGGCUUGAGACUCGUCGCACCAAGUCCCUGACUGCGAUGAAGGACUUCUUCGGCCAUGUCAAUGUCAGCGAUUUCGAUGUCACUUCGUACCUGGAUAAGCACUCUAGCAACUCGUCAAACCUGCCGAAUAUCGGUAUUGCGGUGUCCGGUGGUGGUUACCGUGCGAUGCUGAACGGCGCCGGUGCUAUCAAGGCGUUUGAUAGCCGAACGGAAAAUGCCACUACCAGUGGUCACCUCGGUGGUUUGCUGCAGUCAUCGACGUAUGUCGCUGGUCUCUCUGGAGGUAGCUGGCUGGUUGGAUCCAUCUAUAUCAACAAUUUCACCACUAUCAGUGCGCUGCAGGAAAGUAGUGACGUCUGGGCGUUGUCCAACUCUAUUAUCGAGGGCCCUGAUACUGGCGGCCUCCAGAUCCUGGACUCGGCUAGCUACUACAAGGAUCUGGCUGAUUGGGUGGAUGACAAGAAGGAUGCUGGAUUCAAUACUUCUAUCACUGAUAUCUGGGGCCGUGCGCUUGCCUUCCAGAUGUUCAACGCCAGCAACGGCGGUCUUGCCUACACCUGGUCGUCCAUUGCCGAGACGACUGAGUUCCAAGAUGGAAACUACCCCAUGCCUCUGGUCGUUGCAGAUGGCCGGAACCCCGGCGAGCUGGUCGUCGGUAGUAACUCUACCGUGUAUGAAUUCAACCCCUGGGAGUUUGGUAGCUUCGACCCGACUAUCUUUGGUUUUGCUCCUCUGGAGUACAUUGGCUCUCGUUUCGUGAACGGCGAGAUCCCCAGUGGCGAUAGCUGCGUCCGUGGCUUCGAUAGCGCUGGUUUCGUCAUCGGAACUUCUUCCACCCUAUUCAACCAGUUCCUGCUACAGAUCAACACCACCUCUCUCCCCAGCUUCGUCAAGAACGUCUUCAACGACAUCCUCUUCGAUAUUGACCAAGCCAACGAUGACAUCGCCGCCUACGACCCCAACCCUUUCUACCACUACAACAACGACAGCUCCCCAUAUGCCAAACAGAAAGUCCUUGACGUCGUCGAUGGCGGCGAAGAUCUCCAAAACAUCCCACUCCACCCCCUUAUUCAACCCGAGCGUGCUGUCGACGUAAUCUUCGCCGUCGACUCCUCCGCCGACACAACCUAUUCCUGGCCCAAUGGCACCUCCCUUGUCGCCACCUACGAGCGCAGCCUGAACAGUAGCGGCAUCGGCAACGGCACUGCCUUCCCUUCCGUCCCAGACCAAAACACCUUCGUCAACCUAGGCCUAAACACUCGUCCCACCUUCUUCGGCUGCGAUAGCUCAAACCUCACCGGCCCGGCCCCCAUCGUCGUCUACAUCCCCAAUUACCCUUACUCCUCCUUUUCCAACGUUUCAACCUUCGACCUAAGCUACGAAGACACCCAGCGCGAUAACAUCAUCCUAAACGGCUACGAAGUCGCCACCAUGGCCAACUCCACCCGUGACGGUAACUGGACCGCCUGUGUGGGAUGUGCUAUUCUCAGUCGCUCGUUCGAGCGCACGAAGACCACACUCCCAGAUAUUUGCACCCAGUGCUUUACCAAUUACUGCUGGAAUGGUACUCUCAACUCGACUACGCCGAAUGCUUUUGAGCCCGUUACUCUCAUGGACAAUAGUGAUAGCAAAGCUUCGGCUAUUGUGCCGACUGUUCUUUCUACCGCUGCUGCUGUGUCGGUCGCGCUUUUCACUUUGGUUUAG